AUGUUUCUCCCUAAAGAAAAAGUCAAGCCGCCUCGAAGCUUACGAUCAGCUCGACUUUCUGUUGUCAAGAAUCAGAUUUCAACACCUGUCAUACAAACGUCUGUUACAGCACCAAAAAAAGUCAUAAAAGCACUUUACGAUUACCAAGCACAAAGUCCUCAUGAACUCUCGUUCUUGAGAGGCGACUUCUUUCUUGUCAGUUCUGGAACUGAAAAAGACUCUAGUUUUUAUGAAGCAUUUAAUCCUAUCACCAACUCAAGAGGAAACGUGCCUGUCCAGUACUUUCAAGUCCUCGAAAAACAUGAGAAAGCCAUGGUCGAGUCAGCAAAGACGAAUCCAGAACCUCCACAGUUAGAAGAAAGAUCAGAUGAAUUGGAUGCCAAAGCAGGAGAACCCAUCAUUAUUAUUGCACAGUCAAAUUCAGAAUGGUAUGUCGCAAAACCAAUUGGCCGCUUAGGCGGACCAGGUUUGAUUCCUAUUUCAUUUGUGGAUAUUCGUGAUGCGUCUACAGGACGUACGGUCAAGAAUGAAUUGCCUCAAUCGUUUCCUAAUGUAGAGGAUUGGAAAAAAAAGACAUUGGGAUAUGAAGCUUCUAGCAUUGAAAUUGGCAGACAGUUACAAGAAAUGAGCAUCCAAGAAAGAGCAGAGGAAGAAGCAGAGGAAGAUCCAGUUGAUUAUUAUCAGUCCAAAGAUGAAGUUCUUGUGGUGUCUGCUCAUAUUGAUUCUUAUAUCUUGGAAGGUGAUCAAUACUGGUUUAUUGUGUUUGCAAGACUAUCUAAUCAAAAGCAUCGUGUCCUAUAUCGACUUUAUGAAGAUUUCUAUGAUUUUCAAAUAAACUUUUUACAAGAAUAUCCAAUGGAAGCCGGGAAACAAGAUCAAGAAAGAAUCCUGCCCUUUAUGCCCGGACCAUUAGACGCAGUAAAUGAUGAAAUUACAGCGGAUCGAGCUCGCGAUUUAUCAAAAUAUUGUGAUGAAUUACUUAAAUUACCAAGAUACUUGUCUUCAAGUACAUGGGUUCAGGACCAGUUGUUUGGCAUUCAUGAAGGUGAUAUAGAGACAGACAUUGAUCCAGCAACGGGCAACAUACCAACUACCACUUCUACUCCUAAUACUAUUAACACAUCUAAUCCUAAUAAUUAUUCCACCACGCCCACCACACCUACCACGCCAGUCAAAAUCAAGUACAAGGAUGAGAUUUUUGCUAUUAAAGUCCCUGUACCAAUCACAGUCGAGUUCCUGCGCGCUAAAAUCAUUGAUCGCAUAGGAUUCGAGGUUCAACUCUUUUAUAAGAAUGAUGAACUUGCACCUACACAAACUACUGGUUACAAGCCAGGAGAAAAGAAGUCUCUUCAAGAAUACCAAACUUUGGACGCUGAAGAUGAAUCCUUGAACAAAUGGAAAGAAUCUCUCGGAUUAAAUAAGUCUGACUCAUCUUUAUCCUAUUUAGCUGGCCCUCAUGACGAUCCUCGUAAGGUCAUUGUCGAAUACCUUGCUCUUGAGGUUCAAGGCCGUGAAGAUGUCAGAGUUGAUUUAUCUACUCCUCGUAAGUUUCAACACGAUGUUGUCUCUGGUCUCAAGUACUUGCAAGUAGUCAAGAGAAAGGGUAUCACAGUUGACAAGAUUGAAGAAAUGAUUGGUAGUUACGGUCCUGCAGCUGAAGCUUAUGAAAAGAAAUUCGCACCUGAAGAAGCUCCUUCAGGUAUGCUUGCUAGAGGUCACUAUGAUGCUAAGAGUAAAUUCGUUGAUGAUGAUGGUGUUACUCAUAUGGAAUGGAGCUGGUCUUUUGAUAUCAAGAAGGAUUGGUAA
Molecule: messenger RNA, 1806 nt
Organism: Gilbertella persicaria
Lineage: Eukaryota; Fungi; Mucoromycota; Mucoromycetes; Mucorales; Choanephoraceae
Exons: 11
Coding region: 1-1806 (601 amino acids)
Biological process (GO): Rho protein signal transduction
Cellular component (GO): cytosol; cytoplasm; membrane
Molecular function (GO): phosphatidylinositol binding; Rho GDP-dissociation inhibitor activity; protein binding
Source: RefSeq, a predicted model, not a curated record